UUAGCGCUUAUCAGGGAAGAACCGCAUUACAUGCAUGAGGAGCAAGAUGUUGUAAAGCAAAUUCCGCUGGAACCGAGAACAAGAUCGCCAUCACCGGCAACAAGAAUGAGAGAAUUUGAGCUGAGCCACGAGAAUCGUCCGUUUUUCGCCUCAGAAUGCAGCGGCAACAUCUCACCAACAAUGGUUCAAGCGAAAGUAUCUCAGUGUAUUAUGAAACUAGAAGCGAAGUUGCAGAAGAGCGAGCAGGCUGAUUUACAGGAACGGAAUGUCGAUGAGAAGCCGGAAUCUGUGAAAAAUGAUGAUCCUUCGCCAGCGAGCGAUUCUGACAGUCUGGAUAGUUCCUCAGCUGUCAGACCUUCAGAUCCACCAGAUGAACCUUUAAUACCUCCAAAUUUCUUCGAAAAUGUGCAGCCCUCGACAUCGAUGCUCCCAGUCAAUUCAAUUUCGGAUCUUCUGCUUGCAAUACACACUCACAGUCACCCAUCAGAGAUUGCGAUGGUGGUUUCGGAAUAUACCGAAAAAAAUAUUUUGACAGCGGAAGAGGAACAGAUGAUUGAAAAAGCGGUGCGCCAAAAGGUAAUGUAUGAAAGAAAACGGCGUGGCGAAAUUGUCGAAGACGAGAAGAGUCCUGUGAGCAGCUCAGCGAAACGCAAUCGAGAAGUGAAGGAAGGCAAAGGAAGCGACGGGGAUAAGGAAUUUGAGCUGAGGAGCAGUGAUUUUAAUGAGUGUGGUGGUAAACCGAGUAGCUUUGUUGGCGUCGUGGAAACAAACCAGUUGAAAGAACCAAUAGACAGUCAAAACCAAGGUGGACGGCCAUGUGAUGGUGAAGCAAGUCUGCCAAAGUUUCCCGCAACUUCUGAGCCGCCAGCUCACCCAGCAGUGACAGCACUGCCUGCUACAACAUUGACGAUUUCUCCUUCACCGCCACUGCCGCCACCGCCACCACCACCAGCACCACCACCCCCACCGCUACUACCUUCUCUCUCAGAACUUUCGCAGUCGAUCAGCCCGGUGUCGUUUUUCCAGCCUCCGCCCUCAGUGACAAGUAAUCCUUACUUCAUCACCCCGUAUGUAGCGGGCUCCUCGGUGGCGCCACUGCUUUCCAGCACUCCCACAGCUGUUACAUUCGCGAAUUCAAAUAUCGCAUUUGUUGGUGGAUCUGCUGGAGGACCUGUAACCGCUGGAGAAAUGGAUAUGGAUAUCUCGGACGAUGAGCAGGCGGAAGCUGCCAGAAAAACAAUGGUAGAGAUUUUUUCGGAUUGA
Messenger RNA from Gongylonema pulchrum, 1263 nucleotides. Lineage: Eukaryota; Metazoa; Nematoda; Chromadorea; Rhabditida; Gongylonematidae. The record is from the annotation of a GenBank genome assembly.